Molecule: messenger RNA, 335 nt
Organism: Staurois parvus
Lineage: Eukaryota; Metazoa; Chordata; Amphibia; Anura; Ranidae
Source: the annotation of a GenBank genome assembly
AUGCUUUUGCAUUUCCGGGGGGAAAACUAUUAAUAAACAAAACAGUUCUCCUCCCUGUCAGUUCAUGCACACUGCUUUGCAUGGCUGUGCACAGCACAGCCAUGUAAAGCAGUGUGCUUGCAGUGAAGCACACACACAGAACAUAAUGUAAAACGACACACAGCGCACAGUUAACCCUUUGAUCGCCUCAGAUGUUAAUCCCUUCCUGCCCGGUGCCAUUAGUACUGUGUCAGUGCUUUUUAUUACCACUGAUCACUGUAUUGGUGUCACUGGGCAUGUCAGUGACACUAAGUCGUUCCCCCCAGUGUAAGGAUGCCUGCCGCAGUCCUGCUGUA